Messenger RNA from Pochonia chlamydosporia 170, 3246 nucleotides. RefSeq names its product importin beta-4 subunit. Gene Ontology annotation, biological process: protein import into nucleus. The record is from RefSeq and is a predicted model, not a curated record. The transcript has 3 exons. Gene Ontology annotation, molecular function: nuclear import signal receptor activity. NCBI's taxonomy places the organism in Eukaryota, Fungi, Ascomycota, Sordariomycetes, Hypocreales, Clavicipitaceae. Bases 1 to 3246 code for a protein of 1081 amino acids. Gene Ontology annotation, cellular component: cytoplasm; nucleus.
AUGGAUAAGGAUCAGCUCGCCCGCCUGCUGCAGGCCAGCCAAGUUCCAAACACGGAACAGGUCAAGGCCGUCACAGCCGAUCUUCAAAAGAACUAUUACUCCAAACCUGAGUCGCUCAUCUUGCUCAUCGAGAUCGCCCUCACUCAUGAAGAUGGUGCCAUUCGACAGCUCGCCGCCGUCCAGGCCCUUCGACACGCCCGCCGCCACUGGGACAGCACUGUUGAGGACAAGAAGCCUCUGGCCCGCUCUCACCUUCUCGAGGGCGCGCUGAAGGAGACCUCUGCCACCACCCGUCACGCCCUGUCCCGCCUUAUUGCUGGAAUUGUCGGCCUCGACAUGGAAAAUGGCGAAGGCGAAGAGUUCUUGAAGCAGCUUCUGCCCCUCAACAACAGCGACAGUGUUCAGUCAAGAGAGGUCGGCUCCUUCAUCCUCUUCUCCAUGUUGGAGGGGAGCCCAGAGCACUUCGAAGGGUAUACCCACCAGCUCCUUCAGCUGUUCCAGUCUCGUAUUGAAGACCCUGAGAGCAAAGAAGUUCGCAUCAAUAUUGUUCAGGCCGUUAGCGCUAUCCUGAUGAACAUCGAGCCCGAGGAGGACCCCGAGUCCCUCAAGGCUGUCCAGGGCUUCAUCCCCAACAUUGUCAACAUUCUCAAGGCUGCUGUCGAGGCUGAGGAUGAGGAAAGCUACAGGAUCAUCUUCGAGGUUUUCCACUCCUACUUGGCUUGCGACCCCAGUUUCCUGGCAACCCACCUUCAGGAUCUCCUACAGUUCAUGCUCGGUUUGGCCGCCAACACCAAUGCCGAGGAUGACGCCCGUACCCAGGCCCUCAGCUUGCUUAUCCAGUGCGUGCGCUACCGUCGCAUGAAGUUGCAAGGCAUGAAGCAGAUUGUUGGAGAAAUCAUGAUCAAGUCAAUGCAGAUUAUCACUGAGCUGGACGAUGACGACGACGAUGAGGACAUGAGUCCUUCUCGCACCGCCAUCACCCUUGUCAACACCCUAGCCAGCGAGUUGCCUCCUCGCCUGGUCGCCGUGCCCAUGCUUGAGCAGUUCCCUGGCUUUGCCGCACACUCCGAGCCUGGCUAUCGAAUGUCUGCUAUGCUCUCUCUGGGCAAUGCUGCCGAGGGUGCUCCCGAGUUCAUUUCUACCCAGCUCCAGCCACUGCUACCCACCGUCGUCAGCUUGCUGUGCGACUCGGAUAUUCGCGUCCGCCACGCUGCUCUCGUUGGCCUCAUCCACCUUGCCGAAGAGAUGGCCGAUGAGAUGUCCUCACAUCACGAGCAAAUCAUUUCCGCUGUCCUCAAGAACCUCGAGUCUGCUUCCCAGGGUGCCACUGACAAGAAGAGCAUCAGCAUUGUCCGUUGCGCUUGUGGUGCCCUUGAUACAUUUGGCGACGGAAUUGACACCAAGAUCAUGGCUCAAUACGGCCCGAACCUUAUCGGGCCUAUGGUCAAGCUUCUAGAUCAUGAGGACUAUGGUGUUAAGGCUGCUGCCGCCUCUGCUGUCGGCGCCAUUGCUGCGUCAAUGGACAAGGAGUUCCAGCCUUUCUUCGAGGGAGCUAUGAAGGCUCUCGGCCGCUUCGUCAUGCUCAAGGAAUCUGACGAAGCCAUGGACCUCCGCAGUGCCACCUGUGACAGCUUGGGCCGAAUUGCCAUCGCCGUUGGCCCCGAGUCUUUCCAGCCUUACGUUGUGGAUCUCAUGAAGGCCAGCGAGGAGGCUCUUCACCUUGACAACCCCCGCCUCAAGGAGACCAGCUUCAUCCUGUGGUCUAACCUGUCCAAGGUCUACGGCACUGAUUUCGAUCACUUCCUUGAAGGAAUCUUCAAGGGUCUUUUCGCUUCUCUCGAGCUGGAGGAGGAGGAGAUUGACCUGCCUGGUAUUGAUCCCAGCCAGCUGGGCGAAGGCGCCAUCAUUGGUGGCAAGCGCGUCAAGCUCAAGGCUCCCAGCUCCGAAGAAGAUCACAUCAUCGCCACUGGUGGUGAAGACGACUGGGAGGAUAUGGAUGACCUUGCCGGCCUCGAGGACUUCGAUGCUGUCACUGCUGUUGCCCUUGAGCAGGAGAUUGCCAUUGAUACUCUUGGCGACGUCAUCUCCAACUCUUGCAACACGAACCACCUGGAGAGCUAUGUAGAAAAGUCGAUCGAGCAAAUCCUCCCAUUUGCCGAACACACCUACGAAGGAUGCCGCAAAAACGCCAUCUCGACUCUCUGGCGCAUUUAUAGCCGUGUCUUCCAAGUGUGGGAAGAGAGCUCCGGUUCCAAGUGGCAGCCUGGCAUGCCCCCUAACCCUGCUCCUCCUGCCUCCAUUGGCAAGAUUGGCGAGACUCUGUACAAAGCUACCAUGGAUAUCUGGACCAGUGAUAGCGACCGAUCUGUCAUCACCGAGGUCAACCGCAACGUUGCUGCAACCUUGAAGGCCUGCGGCCCUGCGGUUCUCAUCUCCAAGGACACCAUGCUUCAAGAACUUGUUUCAGUCGUUGGCCUUAUUGUCACCCGCUCACACCCUUGCCAACAAGAUCUUGGUGCUGAGGACGAGGAGCAAGAGGUUGAUGCAGGCUCCUCCGAGUACGACUGGCUGGUCGUUGACACUGCCCUGGAUGUCGUCUCUGGCCUGGCCGCCGCUCUGGGAACCCAGUUUGGCGAGCUGUGGAAGAUCUUUGAGAAGCCUGUCCUCAAGUUGAUCAGCUCUACUGAGGAUGUGCACCGAUCUACCGCCGUCGGCACCAUUGCCGAAGUUGCCAAGUACACUGGUGAGGCUAUUACUGAGUUCACCCAGUCGCUUAGCCAGGCCCUCGUCCGCCGCUUGUCAGACCAUGAUCAGCUCACCAAGUCCAAUGCCGCAUAUGCCCUUGGUCUCCUUAUCCUCAACUCCAAUGACACCAGCAAGACGAUCCCUCUGUUCCCCCAACUGUACGAGAAGCUCGAGCCCUUGCUGUCUGUCCACGAGAUGCGCAUCACCGACAACGUUGCCGGCUGCCUAUGCCGCAUGAUGAUCAAGCACCCAGAUAAUGGAUUCGUUGAGCAGGCUUUGCCCGCGGUUGUUCGUGUCCUCCCUCUCACGGAAGACUACGAGGAGAAUGAGCCCAUCUUCCAGUGCAUCUACAAGUUGUACGACCAGUCCAACUCCACGGUGCAGCAGCUCACACCUCAGCUGGUUGGCAUUUUUGAGAAGGUCCUGGGAGAGCCCGAGGAGCAGCUGGAGCAAGAUACCCGACAGUUGGUGCAGCGCAUGGUGCAGGCCCUGAGACAGUAA